Melanaphis sacchari is the source of this 1129-nucleotide messenger RNA. RefSeq lists its product as uncharacterized. The transcript is spliced from 3 exons. The coding region runs from base 382 to 996 and encodes 204 amino acids. The record is from RefSeq and is a predicted model, not a curated record. Lineage: Eukaryota; Metazoa; Arthropoda; Insecta; Hemiptera; Aphididae.
CACACGCCCACGACGUCGCAUUGGAUUGUUUUGAAUUUUAACGGUUUACGGCCAUCGCACAACUCGCUAUUCAUACUGGAGCGCUGUGCCUAUAUCUGUUUACUGAGGGCGUUUACAGUGUAUUGUGUACAAGAACCACUUUAACAUUAACAACCAAGUACCGAUCACGAACAACUGACAAAUUACAUUUAACGCAGUCCGACACUGCCACACUGGUUUGCCGUGACCUAUUGUGCUGACUGCUGUUGUAGGUACUCUGGUUUGUUUCUUGUCGCGUCCGUUUACGAAUCUCGGUGAUUCCGAUUAAUUUUUAUUCUUUUCAACGCGAGUGUUUUUCGAAGAAGGUUUUUGCGAAAUCAACUGAUACAUAUUUUUGUCGUCAUGAUGCGCCGGCGGUUGAGUUUCAUCGGCAGUGGCGAGUGUUGUGAACCGGGCGCGCUCACCGAGUGCAUCGUCGAGUCCGACAUCCAGAGGCAAAUACGCGACAGGUUCGACGAAGAGUGCCCGUACUCGUUGACUAGGAAGUCGGUACGGAACAGCCCUCGGUCGCGGAACUGCAAUUCGCAAGUAUGGCAGGUGGCCGUCAAUACAGUGACCAAAAAGCGCGACACGUUAAGGCGUAGCGUCAGCUCGGUCUUCAGGUCGAUGAACAAACUCAGAACCGGAUUCAAAGUGGCCGCACAGAAAUUACGACCGUCAACUAGACGUCGUUUCAAAUUGGAUGAGUCACCGCUGACUCCCAACACACCUAGAACACGGUCCAAAUGUUUGUUGGGCAGAACACCUACUAAGAUGUAUAGUCCUUUUGCCAUUGAUACGCCACCAUCGUUGCGUAGGCGAUUUGCUUAUAGAAGAAAUAAAAAUAUUGAAACGGAAAGUAAUAAAUCAUUGAAUGGAAAAAGUGAAUCAAACAGUUAUGAAACAACAAAUAAUGAAAAUAAGCAACCAAAAAUUAAUUCAAAUAAAAAAGAUGAAAAUUAUGGAAGCUUAAUUUAAGUAUACAUUUCUGAAGAAUGCUGCACACUAUUGUAUUUUUUGCUGAAAACUUAUUAAAAGUAUACUAAUUGUAUAUUUGCCAUGUUGUUUUUGCAUAACACAUUUUACGUAUUAUUUUUGUACUAUAUAUUUU